AUGAGAAGCAAAUCCAUCUUAGCUGGUGCCGUUAAUGUUCCAAUUGAACCAACAUCAAAUGUUGACUCACGAACGACAAACAAUAUUGUCAUAAAGAACUAUAGUUCAGAGUGUUUGAAAGAAAAAGAACCAGAGCUGAAAUCCGUGAAUUUAAACUCAGCUUCAAACGCUAACGCUACAUCAGAUGUUAAGUUAGAGUAUCCACCACUGGACCAAAUUCUUUCAAGAGAAGCCAACGACAACCCUUACACAAAUGUUCAAACAAAUCCUUCAGAUAACGUAGACCAUUA
This is a messenger RNA of Trichomonas vaginalis G3, 290 nucleotides long. RefSeq lists its product as uncharacterized. Lineage: Eukaryota; Parabasalia; Trichomonadida; Trichomonadidae. The annotation marks the transcript as partial. The transcript has a single exon. The record is from RefSeq and is a predicted model, not a curated record.